CUGGAUGUGUUUGGAUGAGAAAUUGCAAGCUUGAAGUGUUUUUUCCAACCGUUGUAGAUGAUGCUGAGCAGCGCUCUGCUGCACUAGUACAACCUCAUUGGCCUUCGAGAGACUUGGUGGUCGAAACGCAAGGGCAUUGUAGGCUUAUAGGUUUGGGCAAUUAUCAGUUGCGCUCUUUUAAAGAAACCUGAGUCUCACUUGAUAUGCGCAGUUUAAAGGAUUGUUAAUUGCUACGUUUGUUUCUGCAUCUGAGGAGAGACGAGACACAAGGGGUGAUAGAUAGGUGGUCAGACACCAUGGGGGUAUUUGGGCAGUUGGGGCUGCUCCUAAAGAAAAACCUCAAGCUACGAAUUAGGUCACCGGUCUUGACUUUGACACUGUUGCUGUUACCUGUGGUUAUAUUCGUUGGCUUUGCCAUCAUUCGUCUUGAGUUUCCGCCAAGUCAAAAACCAUCCUGUUACUAUGACGCCAAAGCAAUGCCGAGUCGUGGUAUGGUACCCUUCAUGCAAUCGUUAGCAUGUGAUUUAGACACAUCGUGUAGGGGACGAGGGAACGUAACAAGAAAUGGAAACGAUCUCCCACCGUAUGCAAGAUCAAGCCUUGCUCAGAUAUCUAAUAGUCUGGAGCCCAUCUUGAAAAACAGAACAACUGUGGAAUCACUGAAAAAGUUACCAGACACCAUCCAGCCUCUUGCUGAGCUGGGAGAUUUGAUUGACUUUGAAGCUGUGGCAAACUUCACAGAAAAGAAGUAUCGGGUUGCAGAUUUCUUUCAUGAUGCGUCUGACGUUCAGCGAUAUCUCGUUGAGGAAGGAGAACUGGAUGCCACUGUGGUGGAUGCUCUACUUAAUGCUCAGAUGGAUGUCUAUCAGCUGUUGGAAGUCACAGGUUUCAUUGACUUCAAGGGAACUGCUUGCAAUGUCACAAAGCUCAGUCAGAUCCUCACAUUCCCAGCUGACGUGGAUGUUAGCGCUGUAUCCAAAGCGCUGUGUGAUGUCAAGGAUCAACAGAUAUCGAUUAUUGUUGAGGAGCUGCAGAAGCAACUGGAUCUUCCGUAUCUCAUUACUGAGUUUUCAGAGUUCUUGAAAGCUCUACGGGAGACGGACUGGUCUGAGCUUCUUGACAAUACCAAGGUGUUUUUGGAGCAGUUGGAAAAUUUGAGUAAUUUAGGUCAACUCCCUGACCUUUUGGGAAUAGUGAGGCUGGUUCCAGUUGUACAGGAGCUUAUUUCCAAGCUGGCGCUGGGGAAUCUUGAAAAUCAACUUGAUGUAGCUGUGAAUCUAAUUGAGUCUCUUGAUGCUCAGCUGAACAAUGCAACUUGGUGGAUGGACGUCAAGAAGAUUGCUUUAACGUCUCAACGUCUGCUUAGAUCCGUCAGCAACUUCUUGGAAAACACUGACGUGAGCAGCCCUAUAACUCUUGGAAGCCUGUUGAUUAAUGACACCAUCAUCAUGGAUGUAUUCCAACAAUUCAAUAUCACUCAAGAGGAUGUCCAGGCAUUACUACUACUUCAACUCAAACAGGACAAGAUGGUAGAGUUUCUUCAGCUACUGACCAUGCCAGAUGACCUUGCAGAUCUGUUGUGUUCAUCAGAGAGUCCUAACCUCUCAGACUUUGUGAACACAUCUUCAGAGAGCAUCUCCUCCAACAUCCAAUCUUUGCAAGAGACCAUCUGUGGCCUGGGAAAUAAAACUGACAAGUUCUUUCAAAUGUUGCUGAACCAAACAAACAUAUUUCUCUUGAUUGACCAGGUGAACCAAGGAUUCAAUGCUCCCGUUUCCCAAAUCAACUGGAGAGUUAUUUUGGAAGACGUGAGAACAAUAAUUGAAAGCACCCAGAAUCUGCCUGAUUUUGUCAAGGGUCUUCCAGAGCUCUUGGCUGGCCUGAGUGAUGUGCAGCUGAUGCUGCCCUUAAUGGACUUUAGUCAAAUACUUGGACUUUCUCAAGGAAGUACAAGCCCAGAAGAUCUGAUGCAGCUUCUAAGCUCUGACCAGAUCAUAUCCAUGGUUCAAGAUAUGUUAUCCCAAACUCCUCUAUGGCCUCAAGUUGAGUAUCAACUGAUACUCAAUCAUCUCAUCUCAGAUAUACAACUUGCCAUCUUAGAUGUAUUCAAAGGUGUUACGUGUCGUAAUGGUUGGCAUAGUAAAGACCUCUCUUGUUACAAGUACAUCUAUGAGGUGCUCCCUGAUAGAUGGGAUGCACAUUCAAGAUGCAAAGAGAUACAUCCAUCUGGACAUUUAGUUGGUGUCAACAACUGGGAGGAACAACAAUAUCUUGAAAGCAUUGGGGAGAACACUCUGACUUGGCUUGGGCUUUGGUACUUGCAACCAUAUCUGUUUAUAGAUGGAUUCAACGACGCUGAUGUUGAUGGUGAAUACCAGAACUGGAUCAGUUCCCAGAACAGCUCUGAACUAUGUGGGAAAGCAAACUUUGGUACUGAUGGUCUGUGGCACCAUGUGGAUUGUACCACUCCGACUGACAGCUUGAUAUGUGAAAUACCACAAGAUAACAAGGUGAUCCAGCUCCUCAGGGAUGAGCCAACCAUUGAAAUCACAAAAGUUCUACUUGAACUCGGCCCCAACGUCACAGAAGCCAUCAUCCACUCAUUCCUCAAUGCUACCAGACUCAAGGCUCUAUUCAACAUGUCAUCAGAAGAGCAAGCGAUGGCGCUGUGUAGUGUUGACCUCGUGACCUUGCCACCAUCAGCUGACCUGGCAGAGGUCAGACAGAAACUGUGUAGUUUGAAUCUGACGAUGAUCUUUGCUGAUGAGAUACAGCACUGGGAGAUACCAGGACUGGACUCAAAGAUCCAGAAGUUUCUACACUUCCUUCAGGUCAACCCAGCCUUGAUUCCACCAGAGUACCUCCACUAUGCCAAUCUGUCGGCCAUUAUUCAGAAAAACAAUCUCAUCUCAGAGGUCACAGUAGAUGUCUUGAAUCAAACUUUUGACAUUCAGUUUCUGAUGAGUGGAUUUGAUGACAUCAUCGGCAGCCAAUCAGAAUGGCUGGAUAUGUUGCAGAGAGUCUCAAUGUACCUGAGUGGAAUGACUAUGCUGGACAUGGUUGAUGCUUCAGCUGUUCAUUACCUGGAGACACUGGACAUGCAGCUUGGAGAGGCGCCAUGGUGGACAAUGGUCAAGAAAAUCAUCUCAUCUGGACAGCAAAUUGUCAGCUCCAUGUUCACUCAGCUUGCAACCUACCAAGGAGACGGUUUUACUCUUGGAAGUCUGUUCAGGAAUGAUUCAAUUAUUAGAGACAUCCUCCAGAGUCAGCUGAAUCUAUCUGCUCAAGAUAUCCAGUCUCUACUACAACUCAACAUCAAUAUGGACAAGCUCACUGUCUUUGUCCAGAUGGUGUCUAGUUCCCAGGAUCCAUUGAGUCUACUAUGCUUAGGACAACUCAACCUGACUGAUGUACUGGUCUUCCCUGUAGUCAAUACCACCUCUAGGAUGAUCCAGCUAGUCUGGUCUCUACAAACACAACUCUGUCAGCUGGCUGGCAAUGCCAUGAAUAACACUGAUUUGAUAGCAGUACUUACUAGGGAAUUGGAUUUAACCAUUCUUGUCGAUCAGAUCACAGACACAAUCAGCAACUCUACUGGGAACAUCAACUGGGGUACCCUAAUCCAGGAAAUUAGUGUGAUCAGCGGGGAUGUUCAGAGUCUACCAAGGUUGUUGCAGACUCUAAUGCCUGGACUCUUGAGCCCUUUCCAACUGCAGCUUCCAGGUGUCUCUGGUGAUUCUAGUCAUUUGGGAGGUACUUUGGGAAUGCUACUAGACAUGUCACCAUUGCAGAUCUUUCAGUACAUUGGCACUCAGGUUCUUCCAACCCUUGUGGAAGAGUUUUUAAAUCAGACUGAUUUUUGGCCAGCAGUACAGGAGCAGCUGGUAUAUCAGAAUUUGGCUUUGGACGUACAGCUUUCCAUCCUUGGUCUGUUCAGUGAUCCCAUCCUGUUCCAACGCUUGACAGAAGAACCAUUUUUCCAAACUACGAAAGCUGUGUUAGAACUUGGUCCCAAUGUCACCGAGGCUGUCCUGCAAGCCUUCCUGAAUGCCACAAAAGUAGAGAUGCUGUUGAUGUCAACAAAUCCAAGUGAGCAGUUAACGGUGCUGUGCAGGGAUGAUUUUGUGAUCCUACCACCAGGCAGUGAAGACGCCAGACAGCAACUAUGUAGCUUCAAUCUGACUACCCUAUGGAUGGGACUGGCCCCGCAUUCUAACCUUGUUUACCUGGUAUCCAAGAUCAAUGAACUUCAAGCCUUUGUGAAUCGUAAUUCCAUGGCGAUCCCAGCGGAGUUUGCCCACUAUGCAAACCUCACUGAUAUCAUCCAAAAGAGCCAGCUUAUGAGCAAGCUGUACGCUUUCAUCACACAGCGAUCAUUCCAUCCUGAAAUACUCCUUGAGAGCUUUGAGAAUGUGACGGGAAGCGAAGCAGAAUGGCUGUCAAUGUUCAAUAGGAUCUCAGGAAUGAUGACUGCAGACUUUCUGUCGCAAUCGGGGGGGUCGCUGCUACCCUUAUUUGCCCUGGAGAAUCCUACCCUGCAAUUCUCCAUCGCAUCAAUCCCAUUUGCCAAUACGCUAAUCCAGUCAACAAACCAACUCUUUGUUGUCGCACAAGAGUUUGCCGAGGGAAGGAUUUUCAGUGGUGCGAUGCCCGAGACAGAGAGGUUCCUACGAGGCAUCAUGGGUCUCUUGGAGCAAGGACCAAUGCUUCUUAGCGCUGUAACAGAAACACUAACCGAUCCAGCUAAGUCUACCAACCUGUUCAUGAUGUCCAACAUGAGACAAGCAUUCUGUAAUGCCACUGUAAGAGACUGGCUUCCAAUGAACUCAUCUACCCUAAUGGACUCCCUGGAUAACUACCUAUGUGCUGUCAACUACCCCCUCUUAGCUGAAGAAUUGAAAGACCUCAUCUCCCUGGAUGAUUUCAUGUUAGAGCUUCAGACAUUAACGUCCAACUCAACAGUGAAUCUGAACUCCACAUACAUAGCGGAUGUAACCAGGAAUGUAGAGCUACUCAUGCAGAAUGUCAACACUUUACCAACGAUCUUAACGUCCUUCAGUCAGCAUUAUAAUCUGGGCUCAUUGGUCACUGUAGUUGAGGCACUACUUACAGCUACAGCCAUGCAGUAUGGAAACAUCAUUCCUCAGAAUGACAUCAAUUCUCUAGACUUGGAGGUACUCUUACAAGACAUACCAGGAUUGCAGAUGAUUUUGAAUCAAGUCACUGAUGGGAACAACUUAGCAGAACUCAAGACUGUGCACGCCUCCAUCAACUUCCUGAACAGGUUCUUUGACCAAGCCAAAGCUAACCCAUGUAGAGAGGGCUGGUACAGACACAAACACUCAUGUUAUACAUACAUGAAUGAGAGUGGCCUUUUAUGGAUGGCUUACACUGGCUGCUUAGCAACUCAUAGCCGCAGCCACGUGGUAGACAUAAAUACUCUAGAAGAACAAGCGUUCCUGCAGGGCAUAGGUCAUGACAAAGACAGUUGGAUCAACCUGUAUCAUGAUAGCCAGGGCUUCUAUUGGAUGAACAGUUGGCAGACACCAGACUACCAGAAUAUCGCUCCUGGAGGGCCAGGCCAGUGGGGCAAUGUGUCCUGUGGAAAGGCCAACUUUGGCGGAGAUGGACUGUGGUAUCCAGCUAACUGUAGUGUACCAUUGCCAAGCUAUAUCUGUGAAGCUGCACCAGAGUUGAAUAUCACGCUGAGUACUCUGUUUAGAAAUCCCUCUAGCCUGACUGAUACAACACUCCAAGCCUUGGAGCAGGUUCUUAAUCAAGAUAUGCUCAGCCAGAUUCUAGCUGCACCUUUCAAUCUUGAAGAGUUGGUCCGUGUUAUCUUUGCUAAUAACUUGAACUCAUCACUUUGUGAUAAUGAUCAGCUGAGGGCGCUCUUUGCAUUCCCUGAUUCAGUCAACGUAACUCAGCUGCAUGAGGCUCUGUGUAGUAAUGGCGUAGCUGGCUCGUUGGAGUACUUGGCAGCUACUGAGGUCUUCAAGCAGAUCAUGGAUGAGGUUACAGCCUUCCAACAAGAUACCUUCAACAUCAGUUCCUUUGUUACUGACAUUGAGAACCUUCUCAAGCAUCUAACAUCCCUGGGUAAUUACAAUGUGAACACAAACAUCAACCCUGAUCCAUUUCUUCCAAUACUUCAGAUGGACUGGAACCAGGUCAUCUCAGAGAGUACUAUUCUGCAGAGACUGGAAUCCUUUGGUGUGAUGUUUAACAAUGAGAGUUGGUAUAGUGAAAUCAACACAACCAUGAGAGCUGCUUACUAUCUGAGUCAAGUAUUCACUGAGAAGAUACUACUCCUUAAAGGUCAACACAUAGUGCUCCCAGAGCUUGGCAACCUACUUGUAAAUGCCAGUGAGACACGUCACCUGCUUGACCUAGCUAACUUCUCACCUCAGCUCAUCGAUGUCAUGCUCAGUCUUGCUGUCAAUCAAGAUAAGCUUCAAGAAUUACUAAAUCUGCCUUCACCUCUUGUGACAAUGUGUAACGCCGGUAACUUCAGUUCCUACUUCAACCUUCCCAUCGACUCCACGACCAAUCUCCUGGCUGUAGAGGGAGCCCUUUGCUCCCUCAACUUGACGCUGAUCGAUCUGGAAUUCAAAGAGUUGUUUCCGAUCGAUGCAAUCAUUUACAAGAUAUUAGAUACCAGCUCAAGGGAAUCUAUCAACUUCACCGUCUUAUUCAACCAAUAUAAGGACUUAUGGGGCACCGCUGAUGCCUUCUUGAGUGAUCCACUGAGUGUAUCCAUAGAUGAGGCUUGGUUCUUGGUCAAGUACCAAGAGAUACUGGAAGUCUUACAGGUCUCGGCAAAUGCUCAAGGAAACUUGCUAAGUCCCACACAGCAGGAUACAGCCCUUCAGACUCUAUGGAGUCUAAGUAAAGUAUUCAAAGAUGAGCCGUGGUGGCCAGAAAUAGAAGUUGGUGUCAAUGCUGCAACUCUGAUUAUCCAGUACACCAACAAGAAGCUGGACUUUUACUCAGGAAAGAACCUGACUAUCUUUGACCUGGUUCCACCAGUCACAGCAGAUCUACUCCAGGAAGCUAUUAGCAUCUACCCUGACAUUCUUGGCUACUUACUACAUUCAUCAGUCAAUGUGCAUACGUUGGUAAACCUGACUGGUUCAGACAACCUGUUAAAUCUCCUGUGUCUUGCCGAGCCGACAGAGUUCAUGACUUUUCCUCCGUCAGUCAACACAACUGCUGUCCAAGCAGUCCUAUGUUCGCUCAAUGAGACACUGUUAGUGCUAGAGUGGAACCAAGAACUCCUCUUUUUCCUGGAUUGGAGGUUUGCUCGGCUGAAUUGGACGGCUUUGAUGGACUCCGCUACAUCCCUGAUCCAGACCCUGAACAAUCUUCAAGCAUCCCCACCUCACCUUGACCUCAUCUACACUGAGGAGUGGGCUUUGGAGAAACUCAAUCAAACCCUCGACAUCUUGGGAACGCUGGCCCCUGUCACCUCUACCAUGUCGGUUGCAGACUUUGAGAGCUUGUUAAAGUUCUUGGAUAGCAUCUUGAUGGAGACUGGGGAUGCUACGUAUCAGGCUAUCAUAGCGCAGCUUAGAAUGGAGGAUUACAUACGAACAGUGCUGCUACACCAGAUGGACAUGUUCAUUGGACAAAAUAUAACAGUUCCAACCUUGAAGGAACUAUUUGCCGAUGUUGACAGCAUUACAAGUCUUCUGGCUCUGUGGGACUUCACUCCAGAAAUGAUUGAAGCAGUCUUGUCUCUGUCCACUCAGCAACCAGAUUGGUCGGUUUUCUGGACAACACCUGACCCAUUUGAGUAUUUCUGCACGACCAAUCAGUUCGAAGCAUUUUUCAAACUGCCCACCGGUAGCCAAUCCAAUCUAACAGCCAUACAGGAAGCCGUGUGCUCUCUCAACUUCAACCUGAUCCAGCUGGAGCUGUUGCAGUUCUACAACGUCAGCCAAAUCCAGUUGGAGAUUGAUCGUAUCAUCAGACAUGACCCAAGCCUUGAGCCGUUCAACUGGACAGUGUGGAUUGUUAAUAAUAUGCGUUGGUCCGAUGCUGUGAAUAGACUAGUCUCAAUGCCUACUGGGUUUGUGGUGGACACAGCUUGGUGGAAUAAGACAGAGGUCAGAGUUCAUGAUAUCCUGAUGAACUGGCUUGAGAUGCAGAGCAUGACCUCGACAGGGAACAGCACUGUGGGGUACCUCCAAGCAAUAGAAGCAAACUUGCGAUCAAGUGGUGUAUGGAACAUUGUCAAACCCUACAUAGACAUCUUCACUCUUGCAUUGGAGGGCAAUCCUGGGAGCACAGGUACCAUACUGACAAACCUCUUCAACUUUACUUCAGUGGAUAGUCUGGUGACCAGCCUGAGUGUCUCACCUGAACUACUGAAGGUGUCUCUUGCCUCUAGUGCCUUCUCUAUAUAUGAGCUUGCGCUGUUUGAAAACCAGGGGGUUUGGAAUGAUGUAUUCUGCAACAGUACUGUAUUCAGCUCUAGGUAUCCACUGCCCCCCACUGUAAAUUCAACAGCGGUUCAGCAAGCCAUGUGUGCACUGAAUCGAGCUGAGUUCUUCAAUCAGGCGUUUGAGACAUACAGAAUUGACAUACUGAAGCUGCAACCAUUGUUGACACAAAUCCUGAGUCCAACUGGCCAACCUGCAGGCAGCGUGGACUGGGAACACAUUGUGAAGUUAACAGAGGAGCUUAGUGUAUUCCUUAUGGAGAUGCAAACUAUUCCUAACUUCCUGUACACUCAGAAUAUGCAAGGAAUGCAAACCUCAAUAGUGGACCUUCUCAAUGCUGUACAGGAACGCAAUCUUAGGGUGAUGAUAUCAGUGCUAGAAGAGAUUCGUCCUUACUUCCAAGAUUCUCGAUUGAUUACAGACAUCCAAGAUUCACUGCAACAAUCAUUAGACCAAUUAGACUGGUUCAGCGCUAGCAAUCCGUUGGGGUCGUUACAGCUGGUAGAGGAGCAGUUGAAGAUAGCCGGAGUGUGGCAUUAUGUCACACCCUUCUUGGAGAUGGCCAAUGUGAUACUUGAUGGAGUCAACAAUGAUCUUAACCCUGGAGGAGCGGCUCUACCAGCAUUUUUGUACAACAGAACUGUACUGGAUAGGUUCUUACAGGGUGCACUGGACAGGGUAUCUCCAGAGCUGGCUCAAACCAUUAUACUGGAGGAGUUUUACUCCAUUGCAACGUUGGCAUAUCAUCAUUUGACUAAUACAUGGGAGGAGACUUUCUGUACACCUUUUAGGGGCAACUCUUAUUACGGUUACCAACCCGAGAUUAAUGGAACUGCCCUGAGACAGAUGCUGUGCCAGUUGAACCGAACAGAGUUUUUUGGGAUGCUCCAUUUCAUUAUAGGGGUGGACGUGCUGCGUGUGGAACAGUUGAUCUUUGAAAUGUAUAACUACAUACCACGCCCUCCUCUCAACGAGACAUAUCAGCAGCAGUUUGACUGGGAGGCACUCAUCGCUAACGUCGACUCCGUUAUUGUUGCCGUGCAAGGCAUGAUGGGAACGCCAUCAUUCAAUGAAAAUGGCAACAUGACGCAAAUGUUGAUUUUACUACAAGAGCUGCAGGCUGGACUCUCUCAAUUCAACCUCAAGUUGACGGUUGAAAUUCUUGAGCAACUGGAUCCUCUGAUGAACCAAGGCGGAGUUUGGUUGGAUGUCAAACAUUAUGUUGCCACGGUGACAGCUAUUGCGGAAAUCAUCAAUCAACAACUUGAACUUCUUGCUGAAACUGGUUACACCAUUGAAAACUUAUUCAGUGAUGCGGCCCCAGCCUACUUGACCCAAUUCCUGUCACCUGAAAAUGUACAAGCUCUACUGAAUGCUUCCAUCAAUCCUGGCAUGAUUGGAUUCUUAGCCCAGCCUGUGGAGCUGUCUUCAGUCCUUUGUGACGCUGCUCAGUUUGAUGCCUUCAUUCUUCUCCCAGAAGGCUCUGAUAAAGCUGCUAUACAGAGCGCCCUCUGUGGGCUGGCCAUGGCCAAUGAGACAUUCUUAUAUGACCUCAUGGCAAUGUUUAACUUCAACAAACUACAACUUGAGAUUCAAAAGUUAUUAAUGAGCAACUUCCCACCUGGCACCCCAGCGGAAGUUGACUGGCAACAGACUCUGAAUGAAUUCCAAUUGGUAGUCAACAACUUCCUCACCAUACCAACCGGUCAUGAUUUCCUGGGGGUCUUCCUAUCCCAGUGGCUUGCCCUGUCUCUACCAACAGGACUUCUCCCUCUCAUGCAAUCAAAUCUCACCUCGGAUCUUAUUAGUUACUGUGAUCAGAGCCUACCACCAGAGCUCAUCAACACUUCUCGGAUCUUAUUAGUUACUGUGAUCAGAGCCUACCACCAGAGCUCAUCAACACUGAAGCUUGUUAAUCUCUUAAUCUCUUUAAUCCCAUCCAGCUCGGAUCUUAUUAGUUACUGUGAUCAGAGCCUACCACCAGAGCUCAUCAACACUGAAGCUUGGCAGACCAUGAUUAAGCCAGCACUGGACAAAGUUGACCUCGUUAUACAAAUUACUGAUGACCUUGUAUUUGCACUGCCAGGUCAUCAAGAGGAGCUUCAGAGUCUUCUAAACAACAUGACAUUAAUAGUGGAUCUACUCACAGUCUUUAAUGAAGUUGGAGAUGGGAUCAUGGCCGCCGGCACAUCCAUUCUGUUUGACCCGUUCAAAUUAUCAAUGGCCAGCCGAUUGAUCUUCGACAUUGUUAGAGGUGAUAUACCAGAGGGUAUAGUCUGCAAUGAGGUACUCCUCAAAGAAAGUGAAGCUGUCCCAGCUUAUAUAAACCUCACUGACGUCAGCAACCUGCUCUGUGGAAUCCAGAAACUUGUACAUACACAAGCUGUCCAGGAAACUCUAAGGAUUGUGGCAUUUGAUGAUGUCAUGCUAAAGAUCACUGCUCUGUUUGAGGUGUACCCAGUGAGCUCUGAGCCGUUUAGCUGUCCAGCAUUCAUCAUGAACACUCAAGAGUACAUAGAGAGAUUAGCGUCAGUCCAAUGGGACUAUGAGUUAUUCAUCCAAUCAUUUCAACUGCCAGAGUAUUUUGACUUGCUUGCUGUUCUACCUAAGAUUCUUAGUAACAUCUCUACUACAGAGUUACACAGUUUAAAUGAGUUGUUUAAUCUGUUGACACCAUUGGCUGGUCCCCUGCUUAGCAGUGAUACCUUCAGCAAUGGAACCAUCAUGGAUUUACUUCUGCCUUAUCUAGAAGAGAUGGAUGAGUACCUGGGAGCUCAACAGGGUAAGAUGGAGCUUCUUGAGUUGAAUACACUUUGGUUAAACACAUCUUCAAUCAAGCAGUACCUAUCUGAAAUACCAGGUCUAAGCUUCAGUGUCAUCGAUGCUCUCAUAAAUGCUAAACUCAAUACCUCUGCUUUGGUAAUUCUAACCACGAUGCCCGGUAAUUUAGCUGAACAUCUCUGCAUGAAUGAUGCCUUCUCCACUGUGUUAAUAAUGGAUGAUUCAAACGCAGCGUCAGAGAUUCAGCGGGUGAUUUGUGAAGCUUUAAACUCCCAAGAUACCCUUGACUACCUCCUGGGAUCCCUCAAUGCUACGGAGAUAGUCCGAUUGGUAACAAUGUCCACACCACUAGUCAUCACCUGGCCUGAAUACCUGAAUGAGCUCUUGACCGCUCUGGAAGAUUUCUCAGCCAUCGAUCCAACCACCAUUGAAAGCAUCCUCACUGACCAGUGGCCACUGUUGGAAGAUGGAAUUACCAACAGCACAGAGAUCGCAAUGCUUGCUAUGAAUGCAAAAGAUUGGAUCCAACUUAUGCAAAGUUUCCAGCCAGUGCUUGAUGUUCUCCAACCAGCCCUGAUAGAUGACCCUUGGAUCCAGUCACUUCAGGCUCUCUUAGAUUCACUCAACGGCUUUGACAACAUCCUGGACCUGAUCACCAAGCUCCCAGAUCUUUCUUUGGAGAAGUUCUUCCGAAACUCGACAGACUUUAGGGAGUUUCUUAUGAGCGAUAUUGGCUUUUCACAUCAAGCUGCGUCCGAUCUGCUGUCAGCUACGGUCAAGUUUCAGGAGGUAGCAGCUGCUAACUUCAGCCAAGUCAACAGUAUCAUCUGCACAGAGGAACAGCUGACCAAGAUCAUUGAAUUUCCAGAGGGGGCAAAUGUUUCCUAUGUCAUUGAUUCUCUUUGCACUCUGGAUUCUGAACAGCUUGUGAAUGUGUUGGAUGGCGUUUUGCAGAGGCUUAAUAUCGGCACUUUGAUUCAGGAGGUAAUAACAAACAGUCUCGUCAAAAUACUUGGCAACACCACCUCCUCCAUACGUAACAUCUCAAAGGCAGCAGGUGAUCUUAAAGUUGUCCAAGAGUACCUUCCCGGAAUCAUGGCUCAAAUCCAGGCCCAGGAGAUUGACCCCAUUGACAUACUAGCCAUUACAAACUCCUUCUUCGGUGAGACUAGCGCACAACAUGCCUCUAGCCAGUCACUCACUGACCUGGUCUGUGGCAAGGGGAAUAAAGUAUCUUCGUUGCCAUCUAGGAGGCGCAGGAGUAUCGAUGGAAGACGGACAAAACGAGAGGAGGAGUUUGAAAAAGUGGAAGGAAGCACACCAUUCUGUUCAUCCCUCUAUAAGUCUAUACAGAGUAGUGAAAGUGGCAGAAUUAUCUGGACAUUUGUUAAACCGAUGCUCUUGGGUAAAAUUCCCUAUGCUCCGAGUAACAACGCUACAGCUAAAAUCAUCAAGGAGGCGAAUUUCUUCUUUGAUGAUAUUACUGAUAUCCGAGAUUUGGCUGCGGCAUGGCUGGCAGGGUCCAAAGAUCUGGAUAAACUGCUUGAAAGUGAGCAGACAAGCACCAUACAGAAAUUCCUGGAUAACUCCUACACAUCAGGGUACCUUAUGCAGCAGCUCAACCUGGACACGGAUGCCAUCACCACCCUGCUGGCCAGUGAACUGACCAGUAUCCCCAUAGAUGACCGCCACCAGAUGGACCAAGUGGCUGAGCUCAUCGUUAACAUCACCAACUGCAUCGAACUGGAUCGGUUUAUUCCGUUCCAGUCUGAGCGGGAAAUGGAAAGGGAGGCACAGAGAUUACAUAACGAUGGCCGUCUGUUUGCAGGUGUUUUCUUCAGCAAUAUGAAGGAUGCAGAGACCCUACCUUCUCAUGUCCAGUACAAGAUACGAAUGGACGUUGACAACACACCUAGCACUGACCAACUUAAAUUUGGUUACUGGACACCAGGCCCAGAUAAUGAUUUACUCCAGGAUCAGCCGUACAUCCUAGGGUUCAUCUACCUCCAAGAUAUGAUUGAGAGAGGAAUCAUUCAAUCACAGACAAACACUGAAGUCAAGAAGCCUGGAGUCUACAUGCAGCUCAUGCCGUAUCCUUGCUAUACUCAUGAUGAUUUUGUGCAGCGUUUCUUCUACAUCUUGCCAUUCUUAAUGACGCUGGUAUUCAUCAGUGCACUGGCCGCCAUGACCCAUCAGCUUGUCUAUGAGAAAGAGCAAGGCAUUGAAGAGCUGAUGAAAGCAAUGGGUCUACAGAGCGGUCUGAAUCUCAUCUCAUGGUUCCUGAUUAACUUCCUGCUGCUGCUUAUAGUCUGCUUGCUUGUUGUGAUCAUUGUUAAGGUUGGAAAUAUCUUCCCGUCAUCAGACUGGUCGGUCGUCUUUUUCUUCCUGUCCUGCUUCUCCUUCUCGCUGGUCAUGAUGUGUUAUUUGAUCAGCGCUUUGUUCCACAAGGCCCACACUGCAGCUCUAGCAGCCAUGAUGAUCUACCUCAUGACCUACCUCCCAUACUUCAUUCUCGUCUCUCUAAAACUUAGCAUUUACAAGUUUGAACACAAUGUAAUCUAUACACUGCUUUCUACCUGUGCCUUUACCUUGGGUUGCAAUAUACUAGCCUUAAAGGAGUCUCAGACUAUAGGUGUGCAGUGGGAUAGCUUCAACCAGGAGCUUCAUACUACAACAUACUUUGGUUUCAGCUGGGCUUGUCUUGCAAUGUUAUGGGAUGGUGUAUUGUACUUCAUUAUUGCCUGGUAUAUCAGCUCCGUAUUCCCUGGUCGUCAUGGUGUGCCCAAACCAUGGUACUUCAUCUUCCUACCAUCCUAUUGGUGCAACUGCAUCAACUUUGGUGAAACAAGCGAGGAGUCCAACACGAUGUCACACCACAAAAAUCCAGAUAUUGAAGUUGAUCCGACCAGUUUCCCUCUCGGUAUCUCUAUUGCUGGACUCACAAAGAAGUACAACAACAAGACCACAGCUGUGGAUAACCUUACACUCAACUUCUAUGAGGGGCAGAUUACAUCUUUCCUUGGCCAGAAUGGAGCUGGAAAGACCACUACCAUCUCUAUCAUUAUGGGUCUGUUUCCGGCCACUGCUGGCAAAGUGUCCAUCUAUGGUAAGGAUGUGAUGAAGAGGCUGCGUAAGAUACGCAAGGACCUAGGAGUAUGUCCCCAGCACAAUGCCUUGUAUGACCAGCUGACAGUAAUGGAGCAUCUUGAGAUGUAUGGACGGCUGAAAGGAAUGAGCCUCAAAGAAAUCUUCAAUCAGUCUCAAGAUCUCUUGAUUGAUGUUGGUCUCCAAGACGCAGCCUACAUGAAGGUGUCUAGCCUCUCUGGAGGGAUGAAACGUAAGCUGUCCAUCGUCAUUGCCUUCUUGGGUGGUUCUCCUGUCGUGAUCCUUGAUGAGCCAACCAGCGGAGUAGACCCCCAUGCCAGACGCUCCAUCUGGGAUCUCAUCAUCAAGAACAAGAAAGAUCGAACAAUCCUACUGUGUACUCAUUUUAUGGAUGAGGCUGAUCUCCUUGGUGACCGCAUCGCCAUCUUGGAUCAGGGCCAGCUUCGAUGCUGCGGCUCAUCGACAUUCCUCAAGGAUCGCUUCACCACGGGUUGCACACUGACCAUCGCUAAGGAGUUACCCAGUAACCAGGCGACACCGGAGAAGACACGACGAGCUGCAGCGAUGGAUCCAAACACAAAGAAAGCAGUGGAAAACAUCUAUGUUGAUCCAGAGGACAUGAAGGACAUGAAGGAGGAGGUGGAGAUGGCAGAGAUGGAGAGUCAGGGUUCUUCUAGCGGGGUAUCAUCCACUGAAGAAAGCUUCAAUAUCAACGAGGUGACGUCGCUAAUCCAGAACCAUCUGCCCUCCGCCGUGAUGAAGGAGGACAUCCGUACAGAGGUCGCCUACACCCUCCCAGUCAACGAGGGACAGAAGGCUCACUUCAAGGAUCUCUUCAAUGACCUGGACUCUCAUUCUGAACGGCUCCAAAUUUCAAGCUAUGGAAUCUCGGAUGCCACGCUGGAUGAGGUCUUUUUGAAAGUUUCUAGUUCCAGCCAAGACAUUGAUGGAGCUAAAGAUUCUGCAAGAGUCAUAGCUGAGUCAUCCAUGAAAUCCAGCCAGAUAGUGUACAGCAUGAAACCAUCAGCCUUGGGCCAGUUUGCAGCCAUCUUCACUAAGCGAUUCCACUACACUAAACGUGAUUGGUGGAGCCUAGCCUGGGCUCUCCUGGUACCAAUCCUAUGGCUUUUCUUAGCCAUAGCCUUUGGGACUAUCUUCAUUGAGUCACCGCAGACCAACCUGCACUUUUCACCAUCACUCUACGGACCAAACGACUACGUCUUCUUCAGUAAUGGAGAUUCCUACACACCAGAGGGAGAUAAGAUGACCUCUGCAUUGUUUAGUGAACCUGGCCUGGGUACAACAUGCAUGGCUGACUUUCAAGAUGGAUCCUGCCAGUUUGUGGAACCAUUCUUCAAGAAUCCCAUCUCCAACCUGACCAGCUCAGAACGUCAGCUCAUUGUAGAGAUGGAUCGUAAUGCCCCAGAUUGUUCCUGUUCACAAAGCUUCCUAGACUGUCCUGCUGGGGCCUCAGGCUCUACACCUCCAGCUUGGACCAUGAAUACAUCAGAUAUUCUUCUAGAUAUUAGCUUGAAGCCAGAUCUAAAUAGAUACCUUGUGAGGACGGUCCGUGAUUACAGAUGGAAGAGAUUUGGUGGACUGACUUUCCAUAGUGUCAAGAACAACGAUGAAAAAGUGGAAGAAAUUGCAAAGGCGUGGUACAACAACAAAGGUUUCCAUGCAAUGCCAACAUUCCUGAACACCAUGAAUAACGUGAUACUCAGAUCAUUCCUACCAGCCAAUCAGAACCCAGCUAAGUAUGGUAUCUCGGCCUACAACCACCCAUUCCGAUUCUCUGAGGAGCAACUUAGCAUCACUGGAUUAUGGGAGGAAACAACGAGAUACUUUGGUAUCUCGCUCCUCGUCCUGGUUGCCUUCACUCUCAUCCCAGCUACCUUUGCUACUUUCCUGGUCAUGGAGAACAAUAAUAGAUCCAAGAGGCUUCAUUACAUCAGUGGAGUCACACCGGCUUGUUACUGGAUUGCAAACCUGACUUGGGACAUGCUGAUGUACCUGAUACCAGUGGGCAUAAGUUUGUUCAUUGUGUACAUCUUUGGAAUGGAAGCGUUCGGUUCGGUUACCAACAUGCCUGCAUUUGCUCUACUUCUCUUCUUCUUUGGGUUUUCAGCUGCAAUCCAGAUGUACAUCCUGGUGCCAUUAUUCCGCACCACAGGCUCAGCAUUCAUCGUAUUCUUCUGUCUGACUCUGGUGCUGGCACUCAUUACCAUCCUGCCCAAAUUCUUUCAAGUGUCCCCAUUGGGAUUAGACGGUGAUCACCCAGCCUUUUACAUUCUCAACAAGGUCUUCCUGAUCUUUGCCCCCUUCUGUCUUGCCUCUGGACUCGUUGACCUGCUCUAUAAUCAAGUACAGGCAGAUAUCUAUGGUAGAUUUGGUAUCAAUACCUUCCUUGAUCCAUUUGAUAUGGAGAUGCUUGGAUGGAAAUUGGUUGCCUUGGUUAUCCAGGGUGUUGUUGCCUUCCUUAUACUGAUGUUUAUUGAGUGUAGAGGCAGACACUGGUGUGCCAGCCGCAUCUCAAGGUCUGUAGAGAAACACCAUGGUGCUGAGGAUGAAGAUGUGAUUAGUGAGAAGAAGCGAGUUCAGUCUGGAAAUGCUAGCAAGGAUCUAGUGUGCAUCAAUAACCUAACCAAGGUUUACCGAUCAGGCAGGAAUUCCAACCUAGUAGCUGUAGACAACAUGAAUAUCGGCAUACCCAGUGGAGAGUGUUUUGGUUUAUUGGGUGUUAACGGCGCUGGGAAGACUACAACCUUCAGGAUGCUCAUCAAUGAUCUUACCCCAUCAGAUGGAUCUCUCAAUAUCAACUCCAACAGCAUUGGUUACUGCCCGCAGUUAGAUGCCUUGUACAACAAGCUUACUGGAAAUGAAUUGCUGUACUGCUAUGCUAAAAUCAAGGGAAUCAGUGGCAAGCAACGUCAACAGGCGGUGAAGUUUGUAACAGCUCAGAUGGGUAUGAAGAAAUACAUAGAGAAAUGCAUUGGAACCUACAGCGGAGGGAUGAAGCGAUCACUGUCUACAGCCAUCGCUCUGCUUGGAAAUCCACAAAUCGUUCUCAUGGAUGAACCUACAGCAGGAAUGGACCCAGUCAGCAAGCAAGCAGUAUGGGGAAAUAUACUAGCUGUUAUCAAGUCUGGUCAUUCUGUCAUCCUCACAUCACAUAGCAUGGAGGAAUGUGAGCUGUUGUGUACGCGUCUGGCAAUCAUGGUGAAUGGUAGAUUCAGAUGUCUUGGCAGUCCACAGCAUGUCAAGAAUCGUUUUGGUGAUGGACACACCCUUGUUCUUAGACUCAAUGAGACCAAGCCCAACAUGACUGAAAUCAUGAACUUUGUCAUGACCACGUUCCCGGAAGCUCGUCUAAAGGAGAAGCAUCACAAUAUGGUGUGUUAUCAGCUGCCAUUGACCGCCAGAAAACUUGGAGAUGUCUUCGGUUCUUUAGAGGCAGAGAAAGACAAUCUGGGAAUCCAGGAGUAUUCCAUCUCACAGACAACGCUGGAUCAGGUCUUUGUCAAUUUUGCCAAGAGGCAGACUGAUGGGUCGGACAGCUGUGAAGAGCAGAACCAAGACUUCAUCAACCAAGCUUACACAACCGACGAAGCAGACAUAGCAACUGAUGUUGUCUAAGAAACAUAGCAAAGUAACUCAAUACAGACUGAUGGCUCAGACAGCAAUGAAGAGAAGAACCGAGACUUCAUCAACCAAGCUUACACAACUGACGAAGCAGACAUAGCAAUUGAAGAUGUCUAAGAAACAUAGCAAAGUAACUCAAUACAGACUGAUGGCUCAGACAGCAAUGAAGAGCAGAACCAAGACUUCAUCAACCAAGCUUACACAACCGACGAAGCAGACAUAGCAAUUGAAGAUGUCUAAGAAACAUAGCAAAGUAACUCAAUGCAGGGUGAAUAAAAUCACCCUCUCCAUCAAAUCAUGGUCAAGUGACCUUAAAUUAUGCAAGGUGGAAGUAAAUAUAAAACAGUCUACAACUAUAUUCUAAAAUUCUAAGCAAAUCAAAGUGAACAUUUCUGAAAAAGUUAUGCAAAGAUGUUGGCAAAUGCCAUCAGCUUUUCCACAAACGAAAUUGAUUUGGCAUAAAUAUUAUUUGAUAUUUUUAAUCCGAACGCAAAGUAGCUAUAUGUUAGAAAAAUAAAGGUGAUUAUUAUGAAGAAAAUGUUAUGAUAAUUGAAAGCGCUUCUAUGCAUAAAAUUUGUUAUAUGAAUAAUUUCAAGCUAAACCAAAAGUGAGAAGAUAUUAUUUUUUAGAGUAGAACUUAGUAAUAAUGGUUAUGCAUGGUAACAUUCCUGCAAGGAAUGCUACACACUGCGUCAUAGUUGCCUGUAAGCUAAUAAAACACAAAUUGUAAAACAAUUCUUUGAAUACCUUGCAAAACCACCAAAUAGUAAUUAGAUGUUAAUAUAUGACAUUAUAUUCAAACAAAGAAAGUCAUUAUGACACAUUUUAUUUGAAAGAUUAUACAUGUAUUUGGAUUUUAAUUGAACCAUAACUAGCUUAAGAUUUUUUAGAAAUUGACAAUUUGAACCAAAUUUGUUUAUAAUGUUAUCAUAUAAUUCUCACAGGUUUAAGCUGAUAGAUGUUUUAAAACUUGUUUUCUGAAUGUAGCAUUGAUAUAUAGUACAUGUAGUUGUUUGGUUCAGGUGGUGCGCAUUCAUGUAGUUUUAUAAUUACGGUUGUUGUGUUUUUUAGGACAUGCUACUGAAAUAACAUUUGUUUACUUUUAUAUUAUAUCAAUUAGUAAACUUUUUUUUCGUUGCAAUAGGAAAUCAGUCUUAAAGCCCUGAUUUAUAAAUUAAAAUGAAUUAAACGAUCAUUUUAAGUCUCCUUUAAUCUUAAGACUCACAGUACUUUCUUUCAUGUAUUGAUUGGAAAGAACACGCUUUUAACUUUUUAUAUAUUACAAUGCAUUCUAUGUUUUCUAUGAGAUGGUAAAUAAAAUGUAUUUUAAUGCA
This is a messenger RNA of Asterias rubens (European starfish), 19306 nucleotides long. RefSeq lists its product as uncharacterized. Gene Ontology annotation, biological process: lipid transport; transmembrane transport. NCBI's taxonomy places the organism in Eukaryota, Metazoa, Echinodermata, Asteroidea, Forcipulatida, Asteriidae. Gene Ontology annotation, cellular component: intracellular membrane-bounded organelle; membrane. Bases 297 to 17966 code for a protein of 5889 amino acids. Gene Ontology annotation, molecular function: ATP binding; lipid carrier activity; ATP hydrolysis activity. The record is from RefSeq and is a predicted model, not a curated record. The transcript is spliced from 109 exons.